AUGGCUAAGAAACGUUCAGAGUCUUUGAAGCAGGCUCUGGCUAUUCCGACAACAAAUAAACCUAUUACGGAAGACGAUUCUGGUUCGCUACUAAGCUACAAGAACAGCGGAGUUUCACUACUCUCGCUGACACAGUCUCGACAAGCCUGGACGACAUCAGCUUUUCGUAGAUUUUCGCACAAGCAAGAAAUAGAGUUUAAACCGAAACUUCCUGACAAAACAAAUCCUAAUCCACAACUCACCAUACUCGGGAAAUGCACCAUUAACAUUGGGCCGCACACUUUCCGAGACACUCGCUUGAUAGAGGUCGUAUAUGAAAAAAUUCGAGAUCCUGUUGAACAAAGUGCACUCGGCACGACACAGUUAUCUACACAAAUGCAAAAUCAACCAGAGCAUAAGCCAUCACAACCACCUCCGCCCAUUGCCAUAAGGCCACAUAUGAGAGUACAACCACAGACCCCAACACCCAUUGCACCACAAGCAAGUGGGAAACCACUUAUUACUACUUUGCAACGAAUAAGACCAAUAGCCGCAUCGCCUGCGACUACUGCCACUUCUACUAACACAUUGUCGACUACUCCGACUUUACAGGGCACUCAGAUAACCGCGUUCAUGCAGACAGUAAUGCAGUCUGUAAAUCCUAACCAGAUAGUGCAACUGCAAGGCUUACUUAGACAACAGCAAUCGGGAAUACCGUUGAGUUCAGAGCAAAGGAGUGCGUUGCUACAGCAGCUGAACACGUUACAUCAGUUGCUCAUGCCGAUACAGCCGCAGACAUCGGAUCAACUACAAAUACUACAGCAAUCACAACGUCAGUCAACUCAGUUACAGCAGUUUACUACACAUUCGGUAGCAUCUAUUUCCAGACAACAGUCGCCGUCAAUCAAACCUAGAGAGAUUGUGCGUCACGACGUUCUUCUCGAGUUUAAAGAGAAUAGAUGUGAUAAAUGGUUGUUUCCCAAAAAUGCUAUUUUGGAGGCUAUCACAAUAUCUGAACCAUACGAGGCGAGUGCUACUUCGAUGUGUAUAUUAAUAGAAGAUCUAAAUUCUGUAGACAAGCCAAGUUCGCGGCAGAAGUGUCAGGCAGUCACAAUGCAAUUGUCUAAUCUCACGCAAGUCAUGUGGGAUGCAUUAAGGAAAUCAACAAACGACAUCUCUGCAGUCUACAAAUCUAUGGUUGAAAGAGCAACGCAUCAACCCAAUCGAGUAUACGUUCAAUACCGACUGCCUUGCGAUUAUCCUGAAGAGCUUCUUGAGAGUUUUGCAAAUAGAGUAGCAAGAUUAGAUGGAAGAUUGAUUAUAGACACUGUAUCAGGAAUAACAAAGGGUGAGCGAAAGCGAAAAGCUGAUAAAGGAAAAGCUGACGCGAACCCCGAACAGUCCCCCCCAAAGAAAAGGAAAAACUCUACAAAGGCAUCUGAAGUACGAUCACCAAAGACAUCUUCAAGCACUCCCAAAAAAACCAAAUCUACGCAGGAGGCAAACUCGUCAUCCCCUGCAAUAUCCCAAACGCUCAGCCAUGCAUCAUCCAGUGGUAGUAAAAGGUGUGCGUAUUGUGGAAGCAAAACCACUCCAAUGUGGAGACGAGGACCGGAUGGUGCUGGUACAUUAUGCAAUGCCUGUGGAGUAAAAUGGAAGCAGGGCAAAAUAAUAGUAAAAGCCACUGGCGCAUCAGCCAACACAAACAAUGAUAUGCAGCCGCAGCCACAGACGGCUACUAAAUCUAGGAAACAAUCAGUAUCGGCUGGUUCCGCUUCUACCACAACGACAAGGAAAAAGAAUACACGAUCAACGAGUGUAAGUGAAGGCGGUGCAUCGCAUACUGAUGAGGAUGAUAGUCGAGUCCAGAGCGGUACAGCUAGGCCUUCGGUUCGGAGAAGGACGUCUACGUCAGUCAAGAGAGCUGCUUCUAAGGCUGAAUCAUCCACAACGGGAACAAGUGGAGCGUUAUUGGCUGCUCAUUCAUCACUUACGGGAAUUUUGGGAGGUGAUAUAGUGGAUUCACCGGAUACAAGUACACCUGAAAUUUCGAACAGUCCCUUGCGAUCACCUGGUUAUCAGCACAGCAGUACAUCUAUUCCGGCAGUAUCAUCUAUCAUUCCACAGCCCCGCGCUCAGCCGAAUACUUCAAUGAUUUCGAUAUAUCCUUUUAAUCUGAAGUUGUUCUCUAUAUCAUUUGGUCCAAACAAUGCACACUUUAUGCAGCCGAAUUGUUCGGUAGCCCUACACCAGGAAUACUUCAAAAUAAAAUUAAGCAAAGAAGGUUUCGAUAGGACAUCCAUCGACAUAUGGAAAGAUACUAUUGAGGACAUUCAAUACUCAUCUGAGAUUGAUUCGGCCACAAGAUCACCCUUGUUGGUCUUCAAAGCAAACGUUGGACAAUAUUUAACAAGAUUUGAUCAAGAGCUCCUUAGUCCAGAUCGAAACGAGACGCUUGUCAUAUUUAAAUGUGUUAAUAUGCCAACCAUAGGAGACAAUUCUGGAGCCAAUGAUCUUAAAGUAAUAUUGCAAAGUUGGUUUGUCAACCAGUCUUAG
Molecule: messenger RNA, 2535 nt
Organism: Paraglomus brasilianum
Lineage: Eukaryota; Fungi; Glomeromycota; Glomeromycetes; Paraglomerales; Paraglomeraceae
Source: the annotation of a GenBank genome assembly